AUGAACGACCACGUGAUCAGUAGCAACCAGCAGCAGUACGACACCACAAGUUCCUGUCACAUGGAGCCAACCAGUUACAUGCAAACGCAUAUGAACGAAGAACAGUUUGGCACACCCAAAAAGAAUGCAGCCAUACCCCUAGCUUGUUUGUCUUUUACACCUGAAUGUGAAGAGAAUUUGAAGCCUAAAGUAGGCAUGACAUUUCAAGGACUUGAGGCAGUGGAGAAGUUCUACAAGGCAUAUGCACAUAAUGCGGGUUUUGGAGUUCGUAUCGGACAGCAGAAGAAGAUUGAGAAUAAGGUGGUCCGAACUAAGCGUUUUAUGUGUAACAGGGAAGGAUUCAAGUCCAAAGAUAGUAAGGAGAUCGAUAACCCCUCGAAGAAAAAGCAUCGAAUCGUAGAGUUAGUGAGAGGGCAAAGAAUACAAUAUUUACAUGUCACAAGGCAAGCAUUGGCACCUCUCAGGGCGUACAGGUUACUCCAAGUUAGUGAGGGUGGAAUUUCGAAUGUUGGGUGCAUGAAGAGAGACUUGCAGAAUUACUACAACGACCUUCGGGAUAAAAUUAGAAAUGCGGAUGCCCAAAUGUUUGUCGCCCAGCUAGCUAGAAAGCAGGAAGUAAACUCAGCAUUUUUCUAUGAUUUUGACGUGAAUGAUGAGGGGAAGUUGAAGUAUGUGUUCUGGGCAGAUGCCACAAGCAGGAAGAACUACAGUCUCUUUGGUGAUGUGGUAUCUUUUGAUUCUACGUACACCACUAAUCAGUACAACAUGAUCUUUGCACCAUUUACAGGGGUCAAUCAUCACUUGCAAAGUAUAUUCUUUGGUGCUGCCUUCUUAGCAAAUGAGAAGAAUGAAUCGUAUAUUUGGUUAUUUCAGACCUUCCUAAAAGCAAUGGGAGGGGUAGCACCUAGGCUUAUCAUAACAGAUGAAGCUGGUGGCAUGAAGAUUGCUAUUGACGAAGUUCUUCCAACCACUGUGCAUAGGUUGUGCAUGUGGCAUAUAAUGGAAAAGGUGCCUGAAAAAGUUGGACCUUUGAUUAGAGAGGAUCCAGAAUUUUGGAAGAGGCUGAACUCAUGUGUUUGGGGUUCAGAAACUACAACUGAGUUUGAGUCACAAUGGAAUUCCAUCAUUACAGAUUUCGGGUUGGAAGAAAAUGAGUGGUUUGCUAAGAGGUUUAGUAUUCGAGAGACUUGGAUACCAUCCUACUUUAUGGACAUAUCUCUAGCAGGCAUUCUCAGAACCACUUCAAGGGAGAGUGUUUUUGAUGAACAAGGGAAUUUACUAGAAGAAAAGCCCACUGAUGCUUUGGACGCGACCACGAGAGAGAAGAUUUCAACUAUACGUAAUAAGAUGGAAGAUAUGAUUCAAAAGGCGAAGCACUCAGAUGUAGGCAUGGACUUCUUAACAUCAAGUGUGUUGAAAAUCGAGGCCCCUCUCGACCAGAUGGUUCCUACAGCUACCAAAAUCACUAGGCAAGAGGAAUAUGAGGCUUUUAUUGAUUGCAACAUUCCUACUGAAGUUCAUAUACAUCCACCCACUGAUGUUCAUACGGUGGGGAGAUGCAAAAGAAUAAAGAGCGGAAAGGAGACCAAGGAGGAUAGUCGAAAAAAGAAGGGCAAAGAAGUAAAGGCAAGGGCUGCACGCUUGUGCAAGACAUGCAAGCAAAUAGUAUUUCAUGAUAGUCGCAAUUGUCCAAGCAAAGGGAAAAGGAGCAUUAUCGUGGAAGAUAUGCAACUGAAUGGUGCUUCCUGA
Messenger RNA from Aegilops tauschii subsp. strangulata, 1749 nucleotides. Lineage: Eukaryota; Viridiplantae; Streptophyta; Magnoliopsida; Poales; Poaceae. The record is from RefSeq and is a predicted model, not a curated record.